ACACGCGCUCCAACAGAACAGACCAACAACACCCUCCCCCCGCUCUCUCUCCUCACUCCUCCCCCUCGCUUGUCCGCUCCGCUCCACCCCCAGCUCAGCAGCAGAGCAGACGCAGAAGCAGAGCCCCCUUCACACCAAAUUUUUUUCCUCUUCCGCCUUGCCCCGCCCCGCCCCAUAUAAUCCAGGCCGGCCGGCCGGCUGGGUCCUCGCGGCGGAUGGGCUCGGUCUCGCGGGGCUAGGGUUUGGUCGGUCGUCUCGUCGGCGUCGUCGAGGGCGCCGGCGCUGCUACCUCGCUCGCGCAGUUCGCGCUAGGGUUCCUCCUCGGGGACCAUGGUGCUGCAGCGCUUCUCGUGGCCGUACGGCGGCCGGAGAGCCUCCUUCUGCGGCAGCUUCACCGGGUGGAGGGAGUGUCCCAUGGGGCUGGUCGGGGCCGAGUUCCAGGUCGUCUUCGAUCUGCCUCCCGGGGUUUACCAGUACCGGUUUUUGGUUGAUGGUGUCUGGAGGUGUGAUGAGGCGAAACCCUUUGUACGUGAUGAAUAUGGAUUGAUCAGCAAUGAAGUGCUUGUGGAAAACAAUGUACAACCUGUUGUGCAGCCAGAGCCUUCUAUCAGAGGAACCAAUGUGGAUGAGGGUAUCAUUUUGACAACAAUGCCCCCGGAGCCAUCAUCUCAGAACCCAGGCGUGCAAAUAGCAGUUUUCCGCCAUGUGGUCUCUGAAAUAUUAUUACACAAUACCAUAUAUGACGUUGUUCCUAUUUCUAGCAAGUUAGCAGUUUUGGACACUCAGCUUCCUGUUAAACAAGCAUUUAAAAUAAUGCAUGAUGAGGGUCUUGCUCUGGUUCCUCUUUGGGAUGACCAUCAGGGAACUAUAACAGGCAUGCUCACUGCAUCAGAUUUUGUAUUAAUGUUGAGAAAGUUGCAGAGAAACAUUCGAGUUAUUGGCAAUGAAGAGCUUGAAAUGCAUCCCAUUUCUGCUUGGAAAGAAGCAAAGCUACAGUUUUAUGGUGGGCCUGAUGGUGCUGCCAUGCAGAGAAGGCCAUUAAUCCAUGUUAAGGAUUCAGAUAAUUUAGUGGAUGUGGCAUUGACUAUAAUCAGAAAUGAAAUAUCUUCAGUUCCUAUCUUUAAGUGCGUGCCAGAUUCAACAGGGAUGCCUUUCCUUAGUCUUGCAACCCUCCAGGGGAUUUUGAAAUUUCUUUGCUCGAAGCUACAAGAACAGGCUGAGGGCUGUUCCCUUCUGCACAAUCAGCUUCUCAGUAUUCCUAUUGGCACAUGGUCUCCACAUACGGGAAGGUCAAGUAGCAGGCAACUCAGAACUUUGCUACUGAGUUCUCCUCUAAAUACCUGCCUGGAUUUUCUGCUUCAAGAUAGAGUAAGCUCAAUUCCUAUAGUUGAUGACAAUGGAUCCCUCCGUGACGUCUACUCACUCAGUGAUAUCAUGGCUCUGGCGAAGAAUGAUGUUUAUGCUCGCAUCGAACUUGAACAAGUGACUGUGCAAAAUGCUUUGGAUGUGCAAUACCAGGUGCAUGGCCGAAGACAGUGUCAUACUUGUUUACAGACGAGUACCUUGCUGGAAGUCUUGGAGGGAUUGUCUGUUCCAGGAGUGCGACGGCUUGUUGUUAUUGAACAAAGUACCAGAUUUGUGGAAGGAAUCAUCUCAUUGAGAGACAUUUUUACAUUUCUCCUUGGAUAGCAUCUGUGUAGCCAUUCCAUACAUGAAAAAGCUUGUUGUACUUGGUUAAAACGAAAUAAAAAAGUUACAAAUGUGAUAGUCAUCUUCUUUCUCCA
Messenger RNA from Sorghum bicolor (sorghum), 1784 nucleotides. RefSeq names its product sucrose nonfermenting 4-like protein. NCBI's taxonomy places the organism in Eukaryota, Viridiplantae, Streptophyta, Magnoliopsida, Poales, Poaceae. The record is from RefSeq and is a predicted model, not a curated record. Bases 331 to 1689 code for a protein of 452 amino acids. The transcript is spliced from 13 exons.